GACCCACGUGGCCGGCUCGGCGAGGGAUUCGGGAGCCUGUGAUGCGAUCCCACUGCGCAUUCUGCUGUGAACUUGCCGGUGCCUGCGCCGAGGUCCUAGGUCCUUGCUGUUGUCGCUGACACCUGUGGCUCGGGUGAAGGUCCCCCUACCGGAGGAGUCCUGUCCGGCCGGAGACUUCUGGGGGCUCCUGCCGAUCCCACUCUAGGCCUGUCCCCUUAGAGAAGUCUCCGGCCGAGAGAACCUGUUUUUAUUUCCUCGCUUUUUUGACUGGUCCUCUCCCGAAUUCGUCCACGCCCCCGCCCGAAACCCUCUACCCUAAAAAAAAACCCAAAAGCCUUGACUUUGGGGAUGCAGCUUCGUUUCUUAUGUUUUGUUAGCUUAUAAUUGAACAUGAGUCUUCUUAUGAUUAGUGAGAAUGUAAAAUUGGCCCGUGAAUAUGCAUUGCUGGGAAAUUAUGACUCUGCAAUGGUCUAUUAUCAGGGAGUUCUUGAUCAAAUGAACAAGUAUCUAUACUCAGUCAAAGAUACAUACCUCCAGCAGAAAUGGCAACAGGUUUGGCAGGAAAUAAAUGUGGAAGCUAAACACGUUAAGGAUAUCAUGAAAACACUAGAAGGCUUUAAACUAGACAGCACUCCAUUAAAAGCUGCACAGCAUGAGCUUCCAGCAUCCGAGGGAGAAGUCUGGUCCCUGCCUGUACCUGUUGAACGAAGACCCUCACCAGGACCUAGAAAACGCCAGUCAUCUCAGUACAGUGACCCUAAACCACAGAGUAACCGUCCAGGUACAACUGUCAGAGUUCACCGUCCGUCCGCACACAGUCUUCACAAUGACAGAGGGAAAGCUGUUCGUUGUCGGGAAAAGAAAGAACAGAAUAAAGGAAGAGAGGAAAAGAACAAAUCACCUGCUGCAGUUACAGAACCAGAGACAAAUAAAUUUGAUAGUACUGGAUACGAUAAGGACUUAGUAGAAGCUUUGGAAAGAGAUAUAAUUUCUCAGAAUCCCAAUGUUCGAUGGGAUGAUAUUGCUGAUUUAGUAGAAGCUAAAAAGUUGCUUAAGGAAGCUGUGGUGUUACCAAUGUGGAUGCCAGAAUUCUUCAAAGGCAUUAGGAGACCAUGGAAAGGAGUGUUGAUGGUUGGCCCACCUGGCACAGGAAAGACCCUCCUUGCUAAAGCAGUAGCUACUGAGUGCAAGACAACGUUCUUCAAUGUCUCUUCAUCAACUCUGACUUCCAAAUACAGAGGAGAGUCUGAGAAGCUUGUUCGUCUUCUGUUCGAAAUGGCUCGAUUUUACUCUCCAGCCACCAUAUUUAUCGAUGAGAUAGAUUCCAUUUGUAGCCGCAGAGGGACUUCCGAAGAGCACGAGGCAAGCAGAAGGGUGAAAGCCGAGCUGCUGAUUCAGAUGGACGGUGUUGGAGGUGCUUCUGAAAAUGAUGACCCUUCCAAAAUGGUUAUGGUUCUGGCAGCUACUAAUUUUCCCUGGGAUAUUGAUGAGGCUUUAAGACGACGGCUUGAAAAAAGAAUCUAUAUUCCAUUACCAUCAGCAAAAGGCAGGGAGGAGCUAUUACGAAUAAGUCUACGUGAGCUGGAAUUGGCUGAUGAUGUUGACCUUGCAAGUAUAGCAGAAAACAUGGAAGGUUAUUCAGGUGCGGACAUUACCAACGUGUGCAGGGAUGCAUCCUUGAUGGCAAUGAGAAGGCGUAUUGAAGGUUUGACCCCAGAAGAAAUCAGAAAUCUUUCAAGAGAAGAAAUGCACAUGCCUACAACUAUGGAGGAUUUUGAAAUGGCUUUAAAAAAGGUUUCUAAGUCAGUAUCUGCUGCAGACAUUGAAAGAUAUGAGAAGUGGAUAUUUGAGUUUGGAUCAUGCUAAAUUCUCACAUGUAAACUGUGAGAAACCUGCAUUAAGUGUUUGAAUAAUAAUUAAAAGUAGUAUUUCAUUGCA
Messenger RNA from Balaenoptera musculus (blue whale), 1938 nucleotides. It is a transcript of the gene KATNA1, whose product is annotated as katanin catalytic subunit A1. NCBI's taxonomy places the organism in Eukaryota, Metazoa, Chordata, Mammalia, Artiodactyla, Balaenopteridae. The record is from RefSeq and is a predicted model, not a curated record. Gene Ontology annotation, cellular component: microtubule cytoskeleton. The coding region runs from base 391 to 1866 and encodes 491 amino acids. The transcript has 11 exons. Gene Ontology annotation, biological process: microtubule severing. Gene Ontology annotation, molecular function: ATP hydrolysis activity; ATP binding; microtubule binding.